GGCUGACUGACUGACUGACAGAAAGAAAGACAGACGGACGGACAGGCAGACAGAUGCGGGCGGGAGGAUCGCUGCGAGGUGAAAGGGGGCCGGCGCCAGGCGGCACGAGCCACGCAGCGACGCUGACCAGCGCACGGGCAGCGGCAGCCGCUGGCUGUCCCGCGUUGGCGGAGCUCCUGCAGCUCGCCGAGCGCGGGCACGGCGCCGGGCCGGGCGGCGAGGAUGUCGGCGUGGGGCCGCCGCGCGUGGAGACGGCGAUCGGAUGGGGGGUUGGUGGAUCCCAUUGCGGCAACGCUCGGGCCGUGAGUGUCAGCUCGCGGUUAGCAAUCGUCAUGAUAAGCAUAAGUCACCACCACCACUCGUGACCACUAGCA
Prorocentrum cordatum is the source of this 374-nucleotide messenger RNA. The record is from the annotation of a GenBank genome assembly. NCBI's taxonomy places the organism in Eukaryota, Dinophyceae, Prorocentrales, Prorocentraceae.